Molecule: messenger RNA, 2304 nt
Organism: Prosopis cineraria
Lineage: Eukaryota; Viridiplantae; Streptophyta; Magnoliopsida; Fabales; Fabaceae
Product: nicotinate phosphoribosyltransferase 2-like
Exons: 16
Coding region: 369-2063 (564 amino acids)
Biological process (GO): NAD+ biosynthetic process
Molecular function (GO): nicotinate phosphoribosyltransferase activity
Source: RefSeq, a predicted model, not a curated record
GCAAAAACAAAUCAGUGACGAAGCAGGUAAACAAUGGAGACCAGAGAAGCUGCCACGUGAUCGAGAAAGUCGUUAAGGGGCGACGAAGCUGUGUAGUCCACAGAGGAUGAAUUUGUUCUCGUCCGAAAAUGCCCAAUUGCGUUGAACCCAAGUUUGAGUCCAACACCUACAUUUCCUGAUAAACUUCAACGAACCAUCCCUCCACCUUUGUUUGUCUUCUUUAACCCCGUGCGUGACGCUCGCGCUCGUUUCACCUUUUAUAUUGAUAGCGCUCUGGGAAGCAUAUAAGAGAUACACGAGCUACGAAAAGCACGGCAAUACAAAGAUUUUGGUAGAAAAAGAAAAUCAGGGAAAACCCUAGGAAUUCGAUGGAGAAAACAAUGAAGGUGAAGGAGAACGGCCCGACUGAGCAGAAUACGGGUCGGGUUAUUGAUGGACCCACGAACCCGAUGGUUUCGCCUCUGCUCACGGAUCUCUACCAAUUUACUAUGGCUUACGCUUACUGGAAAGCUGGCAAGCAUCAAGAACGAGCUGUGUUUGAUUUAUAUUUUCGUAAGAAUCCUUUUGGUGGGGAGUAUACAGUCUUUGCUGGUUUGGAAGAAUGCAUAAAGUUCAUAGCUAAUUUCAAAUUCACAGAGGAGGAGAUCAAAUUCAUCCAGCAUACUUUACCUACAUCAUGUGAGGAUGGUUUCUUUGAAUAUCUUAGAGGAAUUGAUUGCUCUGAUGUGGAGGUAUAUGCAAUUCCUGAGGGAACGGUUGUUUUUCCUAAGACACCUCUAUUGAGAAUUGAAGGACCAAUUGCUCUGGUUCAAUUGCUGGAAACACCCUUUGUGAAUCUAGUUAAUUAUGCAUCAUUAGUUACUACUAAUGCUGCUAGGCAUCGUUUUGUUGCUGGGAAAUCCAAACUUCUACUUGAGUUUGGACUACGAAGGGCUCAGGGGCCUGAUGGUGCAAUAGGAGCAUCAAAGUACUGCUAUAUUGGAGGAUUUGAUGCAACAAGCAAUGUUGCAGCAGGAAGGUUAUUUGGCAUACCCCUUCGUGGCACUCAUUCUCAUGCUUUUGUUAGCUCAUAUAUGAGCCUUGACGAGAUUAUAGAUAAAUCACUUCAAAGACAAGAUGGCUCAAGUACAUGUGAGGACUUUGUUAGUUUGGCUCAAUCAUGGCUGAGCAAAAUUCAGUGGUCAAAUUCACUACGUGGCAAAUUUGGUGAGACUAAUCAAAGUGAGCUGGCAGCAUUCACAUCAUAUGCACUGGCAUUUCCUGAUAGCUUUCUUGCCCUCGUAGAUACAUAUGAUGUUAUGAGAAGUGGAAUCCCAAACUUCUGUGCGGUUGCACUGGCUCUUCAUGACUUAGGAUAUAAAGCAAUUGGAAUUAGAUUGGACUCUGGCGAUCUGGCAUAUCUGUCUUGUGAGGCGAGAAAAUUCUUUUGCUCCAUUGAGAAGGAAUUCAAAGUGCCUGGUUUUGGAAAGAUGGGCAUCACUGCUAGUAAUGACCUCAAUGAGGAAACAUUGGAUGCUUUAAACAAACAGGGUCAUGAGGUUGAUGCCUUUGGAAUUGGGACAUACCUGGUUACGUGUUAUGCUCAAGCUGCUUUAGGUGUUGUUUUCAAAUUGGUUGAGAUAAAUAAUCAGCCUCGCAUCAAACUUUCCGAAGAUGUUUCAAAGGUCUCUAUUCCAUGCAAGAAAAGAUGCUACAGGUUGUAUGGAAAAGAAGGCUAUCCCCUCGUAGACAUAAUGACGGGGGAAAAUGAACCCCCUCCUAAGGUAGGAGAAAGAAUCCUAUGCCGCCAUCCCUUCCAAGAAUCCAAGCGAGCAUAUGUGGUGCCACAGCAAGUUGAGGAGCUUCUAAGGUGUUACUGGCGCGGGAGUUCAGAAAACACGAGAGAAAUUUUACCACCUUUAAAGGACAUUAGAGAGCGUUGCAUUAAACAACUGGAACAAAUGCGACCUGAUCACAUGAGGAGACUUAACCCGACGCCAUAUAAGGUUAGUGUAAGUGCCAAGCUGUAUGACUUCAUUCAUUUUCUGUGGCUCAACGAGGCACCAGUCGGAGAGCUGCAGUAAUAAGGUGAAUAAAAUGGCAUGCCUUGUGGACCGAUUGAUCGUGGCCUAAGGUUCUGGUAGGAAGUGGGAGGAAAAUAAAUCCUUUCAUACAGUCAUGAUAUGACUGUCUUCAAAUUCAAAGUGCUUUUAGAUUGUAUGAUUUCAUUGUCCCAAAUAAAUGUAUGUUUUUGUCCCCGGUAAAUGUAUGAUUUUGUACCUUUAUAAGUUUUUUUUAUUCAAUAAGAAAAUUUAGGGUUGGAAA